AUGAAAUCCGAUUUAAGCCUAGACAUUGGCCCAUUCCAGCCGGAAAACAUCGACCCAAGUACAAGUGAGCUUAAUAAAGCCUUGGUCAAGCUCUGUAAAGCAGAUGUCAAAUGGUGGCAGUGUGGAGCAGCAGAAUACAGAAGGCGUCGUGUAGCUGGCGAAACCCCCUUUCCUCAAGCCCCAAAGGUCGAUAACACAUCCGAUAUUCUUGUCCCGUCCCCUGAAGGGCAUGAAAUCCACUGUCGGGUCUUCGGCCAUGAUCAUCCAAACCCUAAAGGGGUUUUCUAUCAUAUCCAUGGAGGAGGCUAUGUAUUGGGAUCCUCCGCAGGGCAAGACCUUCUCCUCAGCGCAGUGUCACAGGCAACAAACCUCGUGAUUGUUUCGAUAGACUAUCGUCUAGCACCUGAGCAUCCGUUCCCUGUUGGCCUAGAUGAUUGUCGCACAGUAGCAGACUGGCUAAUCGAGAACUCAAGAGAGAAAUGGCACUGCGACUUCAGAUUUAUCGGUGGCGAGUCUGCAGGUGCAACGCUAUCCGCUUCGGUUCUUCUUUAUCUGCGGGAGGCCUCAAGAUUAGACAAUAUUGCUGGAGCUGUAUUGAAUUAUGGCAAUUAUGAUCUCUCGAUAUUGCCAUCUAUGACUACCUUGGAUCCGGAAAAUAGUGCGUUGUUGACCUAUGAAGACUGCAAACAAUUUAGCAACGCUUAUCUCCCUACCAUCGGACGUACCGAACGAAAGAGCCCUGCUAUGUCUCCGGUAUACAAUAAACUUGAUGGUCUUACGUCGGCUUUGUUUGUCGUGGGUACCGAAGAUGGCUGUUUAGAUGAUACUCUCCUUAUGGCAACAAAGUGGCAGAUAGCAGGCAAUGAGGCUAUCGUCAAAUUCAUCCCUGGAGCUUGCCAUGGCUUUAUGACGUUUGAUGGUAGCAAAGUCAAAAUCACCAGACAGGGAUGGGACGCAGUUAUCCAGUACCUCAACGAGAAGUGUUAG
This is a messenger RNA of Penicillium vulpinum, 987 nucleotides long. Its product is annotated as alpha/beta hydrolase. The transcript has 5 exons. The coding region runs from base 1 to 987 and encodes 328 amino acids. Lineage: Eukaryota; Fungi; Ascomycota; Eurotiomycetes; Eurotiales; Aspergillaceae. Gene Ontology annotation, molecular function: hydrolase activity. The record is from RefSeq and is a predicted model, not a curated record.